Messenger RNA from Orbicella faveolata, 1731 nucleotides. Its product is annotated as Krueppel-like factor 5. Gene Ontology annotation, molecular function: RNA polymerase II cis-regulatory region sequence-specific DNA binding; DNA-binding transcription factor activity, RNA polymerase II-specific. The record is from RefSeq and is a predicted model, not a curated record. Gene Ontology annotation, biological process: regulation of transcription by RNA polymerase II. Lineage: Eukaryota; Metazoa; Cnidaria; Anthozoa; Scleractinia; Merulinidae.
CGAUCGGAAACUGAACAGUCAGUUCACCAGUGGGAAGAAAGUCAGUCAUAACACAACAGGUAGUGGGAGAUACUUACAUUAUCUGAUUACUCACAGCUGAUCAGCCAUUUUAUACGGAUCAAGUACAAGCCAUGGCUCUUGCUCUACCAGUGUCAGUCAUUCAAGAGGCAAGGACAGUUAUCGAUGGUAACGCUGAAUGUGACUUGGCCACUACUGUUCACAAUUUUGUGCGGCCAAUGGCUCCGUCCUCUAAUUUGUCGCCCAUGGCCAAAAUCGACGAAGUGCAACAGACAAUGUGGGAAAUGGAGAGAUACCUUCAAGGAGCUGUUCCUUCGCCACUAACCAUGAGUCCGUUGAUCACAAGAAAAAGGAAAUUUCGACGAGAAAGCGCCAAUGUCGUGAAUGACUUUUUCACAUUUGAUGACGACUCCGGUGAUUGUAUUGUAGUGGAGCAGAACAACAACGAGCCACUGCCGGAGAAGGUCUUUGUGACAGAUGUGGAUACAUUUACGCUUCCUCCAGCAUUUACGAACACUACAACAAUCACUACGAUAAAUCCGGUUCCAGUCGUGACGAGCAAUAUUCAAAUGCCAACCGACAACCGUUCUCACUUCCAUCAACUCAAAGUUGUUCAACCGCCACGCGACUACACGGUGAUUUAUCCUCCAACACCGCCGAAUUCAAACCCUGGCUCACCAGAAAUGGCUGCCCAACAAAUAUAUUUAGGACCAUUGGGCCCUCCGCCGCCAUACACCCCUCCAACUGUACUGGUACCGCAUAAACGUGGCUCGCCUGAACUACAGCGACGAAGGAUACAUCACUGUGAACAUCCAGGCUGUAAUAAAGUUUACACCAAGAGUUCGCAUCUCAAGGCUCACAUGAGAACUCAUACGGGUGAAAAACCGUAUAAAUGUACCUGGGAAGGUUGUGAAUGGAGGUUUGCUCGCUCGGAUGAGCUUACCAGGCAUUUUAGAAAACACACGGGCGCCAAACCGUUUAAAUGCCAGUUCUGUGACAGAGCUUUCGCCAGAUCGGAUCAUUUGGCGCUCCACAUGAAACGCCAUCAACCACAACAACAAUCUUAGAGAGAACUGAGCGAAUACAUGAACAAUAGACUUCGUCCUGAGCACGACAAAGACCAUUUGCAACAUAAAUGAUGAUAAAGAAUGGACUUCGUCUUGAACACGACGAGCACGAUUUGCUCUGAACUGAAAAACUUGAUUACAAUUAUCAUUGCAAGAUGAAGUAAAUAUGUCGAGUUUUGACGCAAUGAUUCAAAUGUUAUUCUUUCAUCUUUCAAGUGGAUUGUCGCCGCACUAUCACACGAAACUUUCUUGUGGUUCAGUGCGAAUCAUAUUGUUGAGCUCUAUCUAUGGUUGUGUUAUUAAAUACUGGCAAGGAAGUGACAACUGAACCUCUCCAAAUAAGCGCAGAAAUAAGAUUAUCGCUCUAGUGCUUUAACAACAUCUGUACUUUGUACAAAUAAUGGUCUUCAACACAACGCACCUCAUCACAUCCUGCCACAAGUAAAGAAAUCUUACAAAGAAGAAAACAACGCCAUCAAGAUUAUUUUGUGGAAAAGAAGAGUUUGUAAAUAAGAAGUUUUUGUCAAAAGAAAAGAGAUGUAUUUUUAUGUAAUGGAAUUUUAGAGGUUAUAUUUAUAAGAUACUGUGUUAUUUUAUUCAAAAAGAUGAGAAUACUAUCAAAAUAAAAAAAGCAGUUGGAAUUUCA